UAACAAACUGUAGCUCCAUACAAUCUUUCCAAAAAAUUCUAUUAAUUCUAACACAACAUGAAUUCUUCAAAACAAUAUUUUGUUAUCAAUAAAUAGCUCUGUAUAGUAAAAUUGAUUUUUGCUGACAGAAGAACAAUUCUAUCUUUCUAAAGUCAACACUUAUCAAAACCAAUAUUUCUUGAAUUAGUUGACAUUUUGUUAACUAAAACAUAUUGAAACUUUCGAUCUGCAUUUAUCAGUACGUUUUACAAUAUUUUCGAUAUUCAGGCUCUUAUUUUUUUGUAUAUCUCUUCAAUUUACUUUAAAUUGGUUCAUUUCCUAUUAAUCCUUAUUUCGUUGUGCGCAUCACACUGGGUCAAAAUUUUUCUACAAAGUGCCGUGUAACAAGUCGCAAAUCGGAGGUUACACGACACAAUACUUUUAAAAAAAAGUUGGAUAAACCCAAAAAAAAAUUUUUUUUUUUUCUAACUUUUAAGAAUAAACCUAAAAAAAUUAAUUCAAAAAUGUCCGAUCCUUCAUCGGGCUCUAAUUCCAUAAAGGGUACAGCGGAUGCUUCUUCCCAACCGCAAAAGGAUAAAACAAAUCAACUUGUUGUGCAUCCCCUUCAUGGUGACACCAGUGAAUCAGGAAGAGAUUUAUUGGAUGAUCUUCCAAUAUCGUUUCCUUUUUCCACCAAACGCCCUAGAGAUUUAGGAGCUGGUUUAAGCUCUGGUUUAAAAAGUGCAGCAAAGGGUAUCGGUCUUGGAGUAACUUCUCUUGUAGUUGCACCUACCUAUGGUGCUAUUCAAGAAGGUUUCGCAGGAUUCCUUAAAGGUCUUGGUGCAGGUGUUGCAAUGGCAAUAGCGUUUCCGGUAACUGGAUUGGGUAUUGGAAUAGCACAAGCAGCGCGAGGUGUGAUCAAUACUCCUGAAGCAGUUAUUGAAAGAAGGGCAGGGAAAAAAUGGGACAAGGAGAAAAGAGAAUGGAGAGAUCGUUGGUACUCUAUUGAGACUGAAAAAGAGGAUUUAGAAGCACGUCAACAGAAGCUGGAAGCGGAAAAACAAAAAAAUAUUUUCGCCAACCAAAAUAAAAAAAUCAAAAAAACUGCCGACUCAUCUCAAAGUUCCGCUAAGCGUCAAGUGGCAGAUACAUAUUAUUAUGAAUUAUUAGGUGUUGAACCGAAUGCUUCACCUAUUGAAAUAAGAAAAAUGUAUUACAGAUUAGCACGAGAGUGUCAUCCAGAUAAGCAUCCUGAUGAUCCUGAAGCCAGUGCCAAAUUCCAAGCUUUAGGAGAUGCCUAUCAAGUACUUGGAGAUCCUCAACGACGGGAACGUUACGAUUUAAAUGGAAAAAGCGUCUUAGAUGAUAUGCCAGUUGUUGAGUCUAAAGUUGUUUUUGUAAUGUUAUUUGGCGCAGAAGAAUUCGAACCAUUUGUUGGGCGUUUACGUCUUGUGAGUACUAUUGAGUCAUCGGAUUCACCUGAGUUAACAGGAAAAUUAGCGGAGGAAGUACUUGAGUUAGAGCAGAAACGUAGAGAACUUAAUCUGGCUAUUCUUUUGCGUGAACGUAUAGCCCCCUUUGUUAAUGGCAGUGUACAUGAGCGUGAACAAUGGCGUAAAGUCAUGCAUGAACAAACAAAAGAAUUAUGUAUGAAAGCUUUCGGUGAUGGUAUGGUUGAAGCAAUUGGUUGGACUUAUGAAAAUUAUGCGUAUCAAUUUCUGGGUAACCUGGAUUCGUUCCUCGGCUUAGGAGGACGUUACGCUAAAAUACAAGCCAAAAAUAGAGAAAUGACAAAUUUUUGUAGAAUAGCAACUACUGCUGUAAGAGCUUCGUUGGCAGCGAGACGUUUGACGAAAAUUAAUGGAAAAGCUGAUGAAGCGGCUAGAAAUAAUGAAAAAAAAAGUGAAGAGAAUACAAAAUCCUCAGGAGAAAAACAGCCUGUAACAUCAACAGUUGAAGAACAAAAAGCUCGUGAAGAAGGAGCUAAACAACUGAAAGAAACGUUACCUCUUUUAUUUGGUACUAUGCUAGAACUUUGUCUUGUAGACAUUCAAAAUACUGUUCGACAAGCUACAAAAAAAAUUUUAAAAGAUAUGUCGACAAGGAUUGAAAUUCGAAGGGAGCAAGCUAAAGCAUUGAUUGAAUUAGGGCAAAUUUUUCAGGAUGAAGCUAAUAAAUUCAAGCAAGGAAACAAGGAUAAAAAGGUUGACGUAUUUAAACACAUGGAGGACGCAUAUAUAAGGGCAGCUGUUGAAGCUGACAAAGGUAACAAAACGCCAAACACAAACUUUUAAAAACCAACGCGUAGCUUUGAUAUGCUGCAUGUUUGAACCAAAACUUUUUUUGGGAGGCGCAUCAAAAAUUCAAUAAAUAAUUCUCUUCUUUUCUGUUUACGUUAACUAAUUUUUCAACUUUAUAGUAAUUCAUGUAAAUGGUGUUUUUCUUUUCACUAACACGAUUUUACAAUAAAAAAUAAAAACAAAGAGGUUUUCAAUACAGUUAAGAGGUGCUUAAAUUAUGUAACAAAAGAAAAGUUUCCCCCAUUGUGACUUGUUCAUUAUUUUUUUUAAAAGAUUCAUCAUUUAAGAGUUUAACUUGUUGGAGUUGUUCAUUUUCUAACAAAUCGUUAUUUAAACGAUCAGUAUACAAAUCAAGAGUUUUAUACGCCUGUGCAGAGGAUGCCGAUUCAAAUUUUUGAGUGUUACUGUUUGAGUUAUUCGGAGACAAAGUUGCUUUUUCUACAGUCUCUACAGCUGACUCUGCGACACUUUCACCGGCAACAGAUGCUAAAGCCAUCCAAUAUGGAUUGGAUUGAAAGAUUUCACUAUCAGGAAACGUCGGUGAGAAAAGUGGAUGUUGGCACAUCUGACCACUUAGUAAAAACGUUUUUUUAUUUCGACUCUUUAUUUUGUAAUUGAGAGUCAUGCAAACUUAGUCUGACCCAAGAAUCUCUUUUACAUGAUUUAAAAUACAGAUGUUCAUUUUUUAAGAAAACCUUUAUUUGCAAUUAACAUUUUCAUAUGUUUAGCUUUUGCUACAACUUUAUCUGCGUUUUUUUUCGUGAUACUGGCGGUACUUUUAAAUCAAAUCAAGCCAAUUGUGUCGUUGUAACUUUAAACGCUAAAAUAAAUAUUGCUAAUAUUCUUGGAGGGUUUUCCUCUUGAACUAGCGUUAAAUUUGUCUUCUCAUGUCAGCUUUGUAGUGCUAGUAACAUUCUUUUUCUUGAAGAUAAAGGUGUUUUUACUUUAAUUCCAAAGUGUUACGAGAAAACAACAAGGGAAACAUCCACUGUACCCACAGGUUAUAGUGAACUUGAUUAAAAUUUUCUUAUUUAUUUAAAUUAUGUAAAAAAUCAUUCUGAUUUCAAACUUUGAAAAAUUUUUGAAGUCGUUAUAGGAAAUACACAAGAGGAGUCCAUUAACAAUACAAAACCUUAUAAUCUUACUUUCCAUGUGAGUCUUCUAUUUUUUAAUCCUUUUUUAGUAGACGAGACGACUAAAUUUAAAUAAAUAAUUUCUUUUCAUGCUGUAAGGUAUAUUAUGGACUUCGGUUUUUUUAAGAAAAUAUUUAAUAGUGUAGAAACAGCUAGUAACUUUUGGGAAUAUACGUUAAAGGUUUUUUACAAAGUAUCUGCUAUCAAAAGCAUAAAACUAAGCAAUCAUAAACUGUUUGUAGUAAAGCUGAAACUUUGGCUUUUUAAUCACUUUUUUCGCGGAAAACCAAACAUUCUCACUCAUUGUUAAAGAAUAGAAACCUUUACUUCGAUUAUGUAGCAUAAGACGACUAAUAACCUUUAUGGCAACUCCAAACUAUAACUUUGGAAUGACAACCUCAGCUUUCAACGAAUUCAACGAAAGUAUUUACCUAUGUGUUAGAUGAAGUUGACUCGAAUGCGUAAGACCUUUUAUAAGAAUAUUCGUUUAUCCUUGUACGUCAGUUGCUUUAUAGGUGCAUUUUUAAGGUAUUUACAUUUUUAAAAUUACAUAGAUAAUUUUUACUACAUUUCUAUAAGAAACCGUGACGAAUCUUUGGUAUCUUCAUUAAAAAAUAAACUGUUUAGUAAAAUAAGAUUUGAUUUUAUUAUAAAUUUCCUAUUAAUUUGUAUACAAAAGUGUAUUGUGACUAAUGUUAAAAUUUAUUUAACUUUAUUAUAAAAAUUUUCUAAUGUGUUGGUUUAUUUUUAUGCAUCAUAAAAAAUUUUAUGAAUUUUUUACGAAAACGCUGCA
Hylaeus volcanicus is the source of this 4205-nucleotide messenger RNA. RefSeq lists its product as uncharacterized. The coding region runs from base 504 to 2273 and encodes 589 amino acids. The transcript is spliced from 13 exons. NCBI's taxonomy places the organism in Eukaryota, Metazoa, Arthropoda, Insecta, Hymenoptera, Colletidae. The record is from RefSeq and is a predicted model, not a curated record.